This is a messenger RNA of Corvus hawaiiensis (hawaiian crow), 2645 nucleotides long. It is a transcript of the gene RAB1A, whose product is annotated as RAB1A, member RAS oncogene family. Gene Ontology annotation, molecular function: GTP binding; GTPase activity. The transcript has 6 exons. NCBI's taxonomy places the organism in Eukaryota, Metazoa, Chordata, Aves, Passeriformes, Corvidae. The coding region runs from base 180 to 797 and encodes 205 amino acids. The record is from RefSeq and is a predicted model, not a curated record.
UGAGGCGCAGCGCGGAGGCCGCGGAGCGGGCGCGGGCGGACGGGCCGAGCCGAGCGCCGGGUGAUCGCGGCUCCCUCGGACCAGCGCACCGCGGAGCGCCUGCCUCGGCGGCGGGAGGUGCCGCCGCACCGCCCCCUCACAGCGCGCUCGCCGUCCCUCGGGCCGCGGGCCCCACGGACAUGUCCAGCAUGAACCCCGAAUAUGACUAUUUAUUCAAGCUACUUCUGAUUGGAGACUCCGGUGUUGGGAAAUCUUGCCUUCUACUUAGGUUUGCAGAUGACACGUACACAGAAAGUUACAUCAGCACGAUUGGUGUGGACUUCAAAAUCAGAACUAUAGAACUAGAUGGGAAAACAAUCAAGCUUCAGAUAUGGGACACGGCGGGACAGGAGCGGUUUCGGACUAUCACUUCCAGUUACUAUAGAGGAGCUCAUGGCAUCAUAGUUGUGUAUGAUGUUACAGAUCAGGAGUCUUUCAAUAAUGUCAAGCAGUGGCUGCAGGAGAUAGACCGUUAUGCCAGUGAAAACGUCAACAAGUUGUUGGUGGGGAACAAGUGUGAUCUGACCACAAAGAAAGUAGUAGACUAUACAACAGCAAAGGAAUUUGCAGAUUCUCUUGGAAUUCCGUUUUUGGAAACCAGUGCAAAGAAUGCCACAAAUGUAGAACAGUCUUUCAUGACCAUGGCUGCCGAGAUUAAAAAACGAAUGGGUCCGGGAGCGACAGCUGGUGGUGCAGAGAAGUCCAAUGUUAAAAUUCAGAGCACUCCAGUCAAGCAGUCUAGUGGAGGUUGCUGCUAAAACUUGCCUCUCCCCUUUUGUCUCACAACAAUGAAUUUGCAAUCUGAACCCAAGUGAAAAAAAAAAAUUGCCUGAAUUGUACUGUAUGUAGCUGCACUACAACAGAUUCUUACCGUCUCCACAAAGGUCAGAGAUUGUAAAUGGUCAAUACUGACUUUUUUUAUUCCCUUGACUCAAGACAGCUAACUUCAUUUUCAGAACUGUUUUAAACCUUUGUGUGCUGGUUUAUAAACGUGUAAUCCUUGUUGCUUUUCCUGAUACCAGACUGUUUCCUGUGGUUGGUUAGGAUGUAUUUUUGUUUUGAUGUUUCUAUUGGCAUGUUUAGAUGUCAGGUUUAGUCUUCUGAAGAUGAAGUUUAGCCAUUUUGUAUCAAACAGCACAACAGUGUCUGUCACUUUCCAUGCAUAAAAUUUAGUAAGAUAUAUGUAAGAUCUGAUUUGCUAGUUCCUUCUUGUAGAAUUAUAAAUGGAGAGAUCACACUAUCUGAUUAAUAGUUUCUUCAUACUCUGCAUAUAAUUUGUGGCUGCAGAAUAUUGUAAUUUGUUGCACAAUAUGUAACAAAACUGAAGAAAUGUUUAAUAAAUAUUGUACUUAUUGGAAGUAAUAUCAAACUGUAUGGUGAUAAAUAUUGUCUUAAUUUGUAUGGCUAAGGGGGAAAUCAGGCUUGCAUUGUGCACAAAACAACAUAUCUGUGUGUGCAGCCAUGGCUCUCAGACCCUCCCUGUAACUCGCCCAGUGACUAUGGCCCCAAAGCCUGAGCUGUCAUGGUGCUUAAGGCACGUGUGCUGUCCCAGAAACACCCAGCCGAGGUUCAUGAGGCAAAAUGCACUCUGAAUGUACAACAGUUCCCUAACUUAGUCUCGGAACUUAAUUUAUUUCUCAAGGACUCGAUGUAGGGAAUUCCUGUCAGCUUUGCAUAGCAGGGGAGAGAACAGUAUUUCCCUAACAUGAACGAUUUCAGCAUAACCUUGGGGAGGUAAAACUUUCUACCAGUAUAUUAUGUCUUUUCUAUAUACUGUUAAUUCCAUCCUCUUUUAAUCAGUAUCUUCUGACUUAGUGCAACAUCUUAGCUUCUAUUCCCUUCUGCAGCGAGGCACCAGGAGGGUGACAUGGGGAUAGCAAGGCCCCCACCAAACUGUUGCUCAAAGUAGGCGCUUUCUCAAACAAUUUGGAACUAACCAGCAGCCAAGAGGUUUUGGAUGGUGUGUGAUUCUUUGUACAGAGCUAAUCAAAUCAUUAGUGCCUGAUGUCUAGCUAAAAGCCACAGGAAAGCUAGCCUAUAACACUUCCUAUACAUGUAAAAUUGUUCAGCUUUAUCUAAACUCAAAUGUUCAGCCUAUUCUGUAAAUAGUCUCAUGUUUGAAAGACCAUGUAACAUUCCCCUAGUAGUAAAUACACCCUGUGAUAGUAAAAAUAUAGCCUAGGUAUGUUGUGAGGUAUAAACUAAAACUGGUGCAAAUAUCCUCUGAUUUUUUUGGGGGGGGGGGUGACUUUGGCUAACAGCUUUCUUCAACAUAGUUGCAUAAGUCAACAGGCAAUUGUAAUACAUAAAGUAUUGUCAUGGUUAAGUUGAACUCUUCCACUUGAGACCUUCACAAUAAAGUGAUGUGCUUUCUAGUAGAGAUGUGCUUGUCAGUAUAAUUCAUUAUACAUGUGAUCUCCUGCUCCUCCAGAACAGGAGGAGCAGUGAGUGCUGCUGAGGUCAGGAAGUGAAGCAGAAGGAGGUGUGUUGAGGGUAAAACAUCUUCCCUGCAGAGAGUGCACAAAUGAACUUCAAUGUUGAGAUGCCUGCUACAUACUAUCCAAACCAAUGUUAAUAUAUACAGUAAUAAAAGCAUUACAAAACCA